Molecule: messenger RNA, 889 nt
Organism: Clarias gariepinus (North African catfish)
Lineage: Eukaryota; Metazoa; Chordata; Actinopteri; Siluriformes; Clariidae
Gene: igf1
Product: insulin-like growth factor 1
Exons: 6
Coding region: 271-810 (179 amino acids)
Cellular component (GO): extracellular region
Molecular function (GO): growth factor activity; hormone activity
Source: RefSeq, a predicted model, not a curated record
CCUGUUGAAAAUGUCUCCGUAAUGUAGAUAAAUGUGAGGGAUUUUCUCCACUAAAUCCGUCUCCUGUCCGUUAAAUCUCACGUCUCCGAAUCGAGCCUGCGCAAUGGAACAAAGUCGGAAUAUCGAGACGUGACACCGGCAUCGUGCUUUUCCUCCACGCAGCUUUUUGCAUAUUUCUUUUUUCUUCUUUUUCUUAUUUUUUUUCCUCCCACAUAUUAUUUCUUAUUUUAAUGACUUUGGAACAAGUGUUUUCGCCGGACAGACGCUGGGAUGUCUAGAGGACACAUGGGUGGUGAUGUCCUGAAGUGGACCAUGCACUGUGUGUCUCGCGGCCGCGCGCUUGUCCGACUGCUGCUGCUGUGCGCGCUCGCGCUGACGCCGUUGGCGGCGAGGGCGGGGCCUGAGACCCUGUGCGGGGCGGAGCUUGUGGACACGCUGCAGUUUGUGUGCGGGGACCGGGGCUUUUACUUCAGCAAGCCAACAGGCUACGGCCCCAACUCACGGCGCUUGCACAACCGUGGCAUCGUAGAUGAAUGCUGCUUCCAGAGCUGUGAGCUGAAACGACUUGAGAUGUACUGCGCACCAGUCAAACCUGGUAAAGCGCCACGAUCGGUACGAGAGCAACGGCACACAGACACGCCCAAAACGCCAAAGAAACCUAUAUCUUCUGGUCACAGUCAUACACCAUGUAAGAGAGAGAAAAAAGAGAGGAUGGUGAGGGAACGUCUGUUUAUAGCUGCUAAAACGAGGUUCAUCAGAAGAACUCGAGCCGAGGGAACACCGGGGGGAGGAACUAUCGGAUGUAGUUAAGAGAAGGAUGAGGGGAACUAAUGGACAGUGCCAAGACGAGAAGAGUGGUUCGCUCUAACAGCAAAAAAAAAGAAAGAAA